This is a messenger RNA of Knipowitschia caucasica, 1317 nucleotides long. Lineage: Eukaryota; Metazoa; Chordata; Actinopteri; Gobiiformes; Gobiidae. The record is from the annotation of a GenBank genome assembly.
AUGAAGGGCAUUCCUCUGAUCCUCUUGGCGGUUUCUGUGAACUGUAGAAUUGUCCAAGCUCGAGCGUCAGUAAAGGUGAGCCCAGACUCCACUCAGUUCUGGGAGUACGAUGAGCAGGUUUCCGUGAGCUGUGAAGACUUUGGGCCCAAAAACUGGACCCUGUGGAGAUUCACCAAGAGGGGAGGCCUCUCGGAAUGUGGGUCUGGGUGGGGCAGUCAGGGCACUGGUUCAGCCUGUGAUCUGAAAACCCUCAAACCCUCAGACUCCGGACUUUACUGGUGCGAGUCCCCAUAUCACGGCAGCAGCGACACCAUCAACAUCACAGUGACCGGAGGGCCAGUGAUCCUGCAGACUCCAGUGAAGAUAGAGGAAGGGCUGGAGGUGGCUCUAAGCUGCAGAUUUAAAUCCGGAUUUCAGAACAAUAGUGUGGACUUCUACAGAAACCAGGCUCUCCUGAAGUCCAGCCUCGAAGCUCUGACCCGGAUCCAGUUCAGCAGAGACCAGCAAGGGGCCUACUCCUGCCAAAGCAAUGGUCACCACUCCCCAUUGGUGCACAUGUAUCUCCAAGACGACUCUCCAGCUCCGGUCUUGGUCCUAAAUCCAGACUCAGAGCAGAUCUUUGAAUACAGUUCCAUGGAUUUCUCCUGUGAACCACAGAUUGAAGGUUGGGCCGUCUAUCGGUACAGCCCCAAAACAGCCUCUAAACCCUGGUCCCAGUGUGGUCCGGACUGGGGUUCUGUGGAGUCAGGGUUCAUCUGUAAAAUCAACACCAUCAAGAGACUAGACAGCACAAUCUACUGGUGUGGGAAUAACAUGCGUCGAAGCAAUUCAGUCCAGCUGCUGGUCAAAAACAGAGGUGUGAUUCUGCAGGUGCCAGUGCUCCCUGUGUCUGCAGGACAAACUGUCCAAAUGCUGUGUCUACGUCACACUGAGGGAGCCCUCACAGCUCGUUUUUAUAGGGAUGGACACAUCUUUAUGGGAAAUUCCACAGGACUAAUGACUUUCCAGCAGGUGGCGAUGUCUGACGACGGCCUGUAUCAUUGUGAGAUGGGAGGAGAGAAGUCGCAGCCCAGUCACCUCAGAGUCAAAGCAGCCGCUCCACCGCCCGCUUCACAGAAGUCUGCGCUCUCCCUUGUUCACCUGAGAUAUAUAAUCGUGUUUGCUCCAUAUGUCGCCUCCACUCUGCUCUUCAUCUCCAUCUAUAGGCAAACAGGUGGAAUCUCCAUUACUCACAAGAGACACAGGAGGCAGGAGUUAAACCUGGAGCCGGAGUAUGAAGACGUGAUUCCAGACGUCACCACAGAGUACCAGUUCUGA